AUGACGACUACACAUGAGGAGGAAUAUCCCCUCUAUGCAUUCUCCGGACUCCCAACGCAAACACCAACAUACCCAUCGGUUCACUUCCAGAUGCAACAACCCAUGAACAGUUUCAAUGCAUACAACAUGGAGCAGAACAAUGUCUCCGAAGCUCCCUCUAACUACAUCCUGGAAUCUCACAACUCUUCGAAGUACACAAAGCACAAUUUACAGCUUUCAACACCCAUUUACUCGCCCACCAAUACUACUGCCAACUAUUUCGACCUUCAACCUAACGUUCGUUCAGUCAAGUCUGAGUCUGCUGCUUCAAUGCUCUCUUCAUCCAGAGGGUCCCCACUUAUGGGUCUUCGUUCGUCUUCGGACUGGACUCCGUUACAUGGAGUUGGGUCCAAUCUUCUUCACCAAGGGCAUUACCAACAGCAAAUACUCGUAAACGACAACUUCAACUACGCCGCUCUUUCUUUACCCGAGAAGCCUGGAUGUGUUGACCCUACCCUCAUCCAGCCUCUGUCGCCAACGCCACCAACAACGACUCACAUGCACUCUGAUGUCAAGCAUCUGUUCCCUCAUCCGCCCUCCCCUACUCCGUCGUCAGCACACUCGAACAAAAGCUCGGGUGUUCUCAGAACUAACUCGGUCCGAUCCAACCGGCCAACAUCUCCCUACAUUCCCUCACAAUCUUGGAACCCCUAUCCCACAUCAUCCUCAUCACGCCGCCAGUCUAUCUCAUCAGCUCACUCACACCAUUCAAGACAUAGCCAGUCAUCAUUGGACUCUGAAGAGAACAAGGGCAUCUGCCCCAUCGCAUCAUGUGGUAGACACAUCAAGGAUCUCAAAGCACACUUGCUCACUCACAAGAACGAGCGACCUGAGAAGUGCCCAAUCACUUCAUGCGAGUACCACAUCAAAGGCUUUGCUCGAAAGUACGACAAGAACAGACAUACCUUGACUCACUACAAGGGCACAAUGGUCUGUGGCUUCUGUCCCGGUAGCGGUAGCUCUUCAGAGAAGAGCUUCAAUCGCGCCGAUGUAUUCAAGAGACAUCUCACUUCUGUACAUGGAGUUGAGCAGACCGCACCCAACGCUCGCCGACGAAGUGGAGGAAGCUCCAGCAUCAAGAAUGGCCACAACAAGAUCGGUGUUACUGGCAUGUGCUCGACAUGCAAUGUCGCCUUCGCCAAUGUACAAGACUUCUAUGAGCAUCUUGAUGACUGUGUGCUUCGCGUCAUUCAACAAGGCGACCCUUGUGAGGCUAUCAACGAGAGGAUCCUUAGCUCGAUGGUCGACGACAAGUCAGUCAGAGACACCUUGGAGAGACACUCAUUGAGCAGCGCUUCGAGUCUAUCGGGUCCUACUGUCUUCGAUGAAGAUGAGGAAGACGAUGAGGAGGAGGAGAGCUACAUCAAGAACGAGAUGGUCUCUCCCGUCCUCUCCAACAGCAACGUCAAGGAUGCGACUCGCCAAGGCAUGACCUACUCCAAAGGAGGCGUCUCCCUGCACUCCAUCACAAAGAACAACAAGCGUCGUAAGAACUACCCGCCUGCCUGGAAUGCGCCCCCUGAGAAGAUGAGAAUGAAGAAGCGAGUCUUGUGUGUCUUCGAUGGCCCGCGCAGACUCUGGAAAGAUGACCUCAUGCUGGGCAUCGACAACCAAGUGCGCGAGCCUCUUUCCGGCAGAAACUGGGUCACCAGCCUAGAUGUUCAGACUCUCAGAAGAGCCGAGGGUAUCCUCGAAGCGACAGAAGAAGAGAAAGGUUCAUGGCUAGAUGAGCAAGGCAACCCCUUCCUAUUUGCGACAGCUGUUUGA
This is a messenger RNA of Aureobasidium pullulans EXF-150, 1806 nucleotides long. RefSeq lists its product as uncharacterized. The transcript is spliced from 2 exons. NCBI's taxonomy places the organism in Eukaryota, Fungi, Ascomycota, Dothideomycetes, Dothideales, Saccotheciaceae. Bases 1 to 1806 code for a protein of 601 amino acids. The record is from RefSeq and is a predicted model, not a curated record.